AUGUCAUUAGAUGACCACAAAUUACUGAAAUGGAACCUCGUAAACAGCGAAUGCAUGACGGUUACAACGUUUCCGGAUGAUUUUUAUCCAACAAGAAUGUGUUUAUUCCCGAAAAUCAAUAUCGGAGGAAACAAACAUCAACAUGACGUGAUUUUGAUUGCAUCUGCUGACGGGAAGUUCCACAUUGUGAAUCAUAAUGGUCGAAUUGAGAAGAGUGUAAACGCUCACCAAGGUGCAUGCCUCACUGCACAGUGGAGCCCGGAUGGAGCUGGUCUUCUUACAGUCGGGGAAGACGGUUUUGUAAAGGUGUGGUCUCGUAACGGUCUCCUGCGAUCGACCUUGGUGCAAUCCGACGUGCCAGUGUAUGACGCUGUAUGGAGCCCCGACAGCAGCGCCAUCUUGUACACGAAAGGAAACUUCCUUAUUAUAAGACAUUUGCACUCGAGCUCUAAGAUAACUAAGUGGAAAGCUCACGAAGGUAUUGUUCUCUGUGUGGCAUGGAACGCUAAUAAUAACUUGAUUAUCUCUGGUGCCGAAGAUGGCUUCUCGAAGAUUUGGGAUACAUUCGGUCAACAGAUAUCAGUAAGCGUAAAGCAUGAUCAACCCAUUACAAGCAUUAGCUGGUCUCCCGCUGGAGACCUUUUUGUUAUUGGAAGUUAUAACUUGAUACGACUAUGCAGUGCCAACGGUUGGUCUCAUUGCUUGGAUCGCCCAGCGGUAGGUAGUAUUUACAGUAUUGCUUGGUCUUCGGAUGGAACUCAACUGGCGACGGCUUGCGCCAAUGGACAAGUUUUAUUCGCUCAUAUUAUUGACAGAGAAUAUACAUGGAAGAACUAUGCAUGCACCCAAACAGGGCGAAAAGUGAUCGCUAUCAAGGAUAUUAUAACAGAUCAGAGUGAUCAGCUAGACUAUCCUGACAGAGUCAUACAAAUUGCUUUGGGGUUCAACCACCUCGUUAUAGCAACGGUGAAGCAGUGUUUCAUACAUAAGUUAAGCUCCUGGAAUACGCCUGUUACGUUUGAUUUGAAAGAAGGAACUAUCAGCAUGAUUUUGCUGUCUGAAAGAUGUCUUUGCAUCGUUGAACGAGCUGGCUUAUCAGUGUACAGUUAUAUGGGAAGACUACUAGCCAGUCCUAAGUGGGGAGCACGUCCUGAAACUUUAGGACGAGCCGCUUUGUCCCUUGGACCUGACACUUUGGCUGCCAUUGACCAAGUCGAUAGAAAGCUGAUCCACGUGUUCGAUCUUCCCACUGGAUUAGUCGUUCGCAGCUCUACCGACAACACAGUCACAAAGCUGUUGCACAAAAUGACAGUUUCCAGCAUUGCUCUGAGCCAAACGGGGCCAAUCAGCGAGAGGCAGUUAGCGUUGCUGGAUUACAACAGGGAUUUGUAUGCGGUUACUGUGAAGGAUAGCAAGCCGAAAUUUGUUAAGUUGGGCUCCCAGGUGCUAAGCGUCGCAUGGAGCGCCGAGACAGAAUUAUUAGUGGGCAUUCGAGCAAACUCCGCCGUGGCGUGGUGCUGCCCUCGAGCGGCCACGCAGCCGGAUUGGCAGGCUCUCACCACAGUCAGCAAGGAGAUCAACGAGCUGGGCCGCAACCCGUCCGUGCGCGGCGUGGAGGGCGGCGUGGUGCGCGUGCGCCGCGGCAACGGCUCGCUGCUGCACGUGGCGCUGGCCGACUUCCCGGAGAAGCUGCUCGAGCAUGUGGCCGCCAACCUGUGGCCGGCGGCGCUGCAGCUAUGCCGAACCGUAGAAGACGAAACCCUGUGGGCGUGCCUCGCGGUGCUGGCGUGGCACCAUCGCCAACUGGCCGUCGCCGAAGAGGCCUUCGCGCUCAUACAUCAAUACCACCAAGUGUCGUACAUACAAUAUUUGAGGAAUGCGAUACCAGAAAGAUUGACCAACGGCAGUACUUGAGCUAGCUAGACAAAAAUUACUCAUUGCUAUUUUUACUGGACUAUGG
This is a messenger RNA of Hyposmocoma kahamanoa, 1960 nucleotides long. It is a transcript of the gene Oseg5, whose product is annotated as intraflagellar transport protein 80 homolog. Gene Ontology annotation, cellular component: centrosome; cilium; intraciliary transport particle B. The coding region runs from base 1 to 1914 and encodes 637 amino acids. The transcript has 14 exons. Gene Ontology annotation, biological process: cilium assembly. NCBI's taxonomy places the organism in Eukaryota, Metazoa, Arthropoda, Insecta, Lepidoptera, Cosmopterigidae. Gene Ontology annotation, molecular function: protein binding. The record is from RefSeq and is a predicted model, not a curated record.